Molecule: messenger RNA, 921 nt
Organism: Culex quinquefasciatus (southern house mosquito)
Lineage: Eukaryota; Metazoa; Arthropoda; Insecta; Diptera; Culicidae
Gene: RpL13A
Product: 60S ribosomal protein L13a
Exons: 4
Coding region: 141-848 (235 amino acids)
Biological process (GO): translation; negative regulation of translation
Cellular component (GO): cytosolic large ribosomal subunit; ribosome
Molecular function (GO): mRNA binding; structural constituent of ribosome
Source: RefSeq, a predicted model, not a curated record
AAAACAGAAAAAUGUGUAAUGCUGAUUCUCAAUAUACUUAGGAUAUAGAUUGCAAGCAAAUUACAAGCGAGCGGAGAAAAAUAAGAAAAAGAUAAAGAGGCCAACAACUCAUAAUUUCUUUUCUGUUGUAACCUGCGAAGAUGACGGACUUGUCGAAAAAAGCGAUUCUGAUCGACGGACGCGGACAUCUUCUCGGCCGCCUAGCGUCUGUGAUUGCAAAGCAGAUUCUGAAUGGGCGCAAUGUUGUGGUUGUGAGGUGCGAGGAUUUGCAGCUGUCCGGUCACUUCUUCAGGAACAAAAUUAAGUUUCUUGCGUAUCUGCGUAAACGAUGCAAUGUGAACCCGGCCCGUGGCCCGUUCCAUUUCCGCGCACCAAGCCGAAUGCUGUGGAAGGCGGUUCGUGGCAUGGUUCCCCACAAAACAAAACGAGGCCACAACGCAUUGAAACAAUUGAAAGUGUACGAAGGCAUUCCGCCACCGUACGACCGACAGAAGCGUCUCUGUGUGCCGAUUGCAAUGAGACAACUUUGUCUUCGUCCCGACAGAAAGUACUGUGAUGUCGGCCGUGUUGCUCAUGAGGUUGGCUGGAAGUAUCGCGAUGUUGUCAACAACCUCGAAGCAAAGAGAAAGAUCAAGGCGCGUUUGUCAUUCCUGCAUAAGAAGAAGUUGAAGAAACUUACGUGGAAGGCUCGUGCAGGCGUUGCCGACAAAAUUAAGAACAAUGACGCUGUUCUUCAAAAGUGUGGAUUCCUCACGUCUGAGUUCGAGAAGAAAUGGAAGAGACCUAUUCUUAACUCUCAAAAACCUAAGCUAGGCAAAAAGAAACGCCAAGCUGCCACCAAUGCCUAAUGUUGGCUCAGUUGGAAAAUAAGUUGCAUUAAAGAUGAUGCAAGUAACACACAUUAAAGGAUGUUUUCAUUAA